Molecule: messenger RNA, 975 nt
Organism: Paramecium pentaurelia
Lineage: Eukaryota; Ciliophora; Oligohymenophorea; Peniculida; Parameciidae
Source: the annotation of a GenBank genome assembly
AUGCAAGUUUAAUAAAAUUGCAAAUAGGAAUUAUUUAGUUUAAAUAUAUAUAUAUAAUUAAAAUAAAGUUAAGAUUUUUAAGAGACAAUUUGUAAGAGUCAUAAUUUAGAAUUGAUUGCUGUUGAUUUAGACAUGUCAGAUAAAUCAUAAAAAAAUUUUUUUUUUGGUAAAUGUUUAGUAGAUAAAUUAAAUAAUAAUAAAGUGAAAACUAUUGAAUAAUCAAAAGAAAGAAUUUAAUAAAUUAAGAAUUAAUAAUAAGAAAUUAAAAGUUAAGAGAAUCAAGCAAGACUUAAUUAUUAUAAGAAUAUUUUAGAUUAAAUUAUGGAAUUUAAAAGAUCUAUAGGUGAUUCUUUAGAAAAGAUAAGUAAAUAAAUUUAAUAAUACAUGUUUCCAAUCUAAAAGGAAAAAAAAGAAUUAUAAGAAAAUUUAAAUUAAUUGAAUUAUUUUGAAGAUAUCAUAUAAUUAUCAGAAUUAUAUUCAAUAGAUUAAUAAAAAUCAAUUAAAUUUAUAGAAGAUAAUAUAUUUAUAGAUGAAUUAAUAAGAUAGUUUGAAUUAUUAUUUAAUAAUGCUGAAUAUUAUUAAACUUUAGACAUAUUCAAAAAUACAAAAUAAACAAUUUAAGAUAUAAUGGAAAAUAAUAUUAUUGAAUUGCUACCAUUAUUAUAAACAAAAAAUGAAUUUGUAAAUAAUUAUAUAUAUAAAUUAAAAUAGAAAACACCAAGUUUAAGUAGAAUUUGUUUUAAUCAUAAAAAAGAAAUAAUAAUGAUUGAUAUGGAUAUUGAAAAUAAGAAAAUUGAAGAUAGAUUAGUUUUUGUUGAUUGUAUAUCUGAGAAUCCAUUAAUUAAAUAUUAAAAAAUUGAAAAUGUAAAUAAAUUAUGGAUUGAUUAUAAUUCAUAAUCUGAAAAUAUAUUAUAAGAAUAUAAAAAGGAAAUUAAGCAUAAAAUAAUGAAUUAUUCAAUUAAACAUCUUAAAUGA